UUAUGCGCGUCCACGUAGCGAUAACGCACGUUCAUGCUGGUUUCCAUGGUGCAACAGUCAUUCGCGCUUUGGAUCAAACCAGUCGAGCGCGAGUGGGCGGGAUUAAUCCGGUUAGUCCAAGAUGGCGGCUGCCUUCAAUGAAAGAAUGGGGCUGCUGUUUGGGAUUUGCAUCUCUUUCCUUCUAAGCAGCGCUUGGGCUGUGGAUAAGGGGAACUUCAAAACCUGUGAUCAGAGUGCAUUCUGCAAACGUCAGAGGGCAGUGAAACCCGGUCAGUCUCCAUACCGAGCUUUACUGGACACUCUGGAGCUCAGUGACUCCAGACUCACUCUGCAACUAAUCAAUGACAACAAUAAGGUGCACUUGCUGUUGGAGCUCUACAGGCUCCAGGGGAACAUCACUCGUGUAAAAAUAAAUGAGCUGAAACCCCUGAAGCCUCGAUUUGAGGUGCCUGAUGUGCUUGUAGGGGAGCCACCCACUGAGCUUCUCUCAGUGCUGUCUAAGGAUGAUAACGGUGUGGUUUUGUCUCUGGGAGCGGACAGCCAGAGGCUCAUAGUUAGCGCUCGCCCCUUCAGGCUGGAUAUCAUGGAGGGGCCUGAAGUGCUGCUGUCGCUGAACUCUCGUGGCCUGCUCGUUUUUGAGCACCUGAGGCUGCGGAAAGACACUCAGGCAGACCCAGAGAAUGCAGAAGUGAAAGAGAAUGUUGAUGGAGCUGAGGAGCAGGACAAUGAAGAGAAGGCAGAAGAUGGAGGGAAAGACAAAGAAGAAAAAGAAGAUGGCUUGUGGGAGGAGACCUUCAAGUCGCACACGGACAGUAAACCCAAUGGACCAACUUCGAUUAGUUUAGACUUCUCCUUGCCUGGAGUAGAACAUGUUUAUGGCAUACCAGAGCAUGCGGACAGCCUUAAACUCAAGACCACAGAUGGGGGAGACCCAUACAGGCUGUACAAUCUGGAUGUGUUCCAGUAUGAGCUGUAUAACCCCAUGGCUUUAUACGGAUCAGUGCCAGUGAUGCUGGCCCAUAAUGCUCAGAGGACCAUGGGCAUCUUCUGGUUAAAUGCUGCUGAGACCUGGGUGGACAUCAGCUCCAAUACUGCUGGCAAAACAGUGUUUGGGAAAAUGCUGGACUUCGUUCAGGGCUCCAGUGAGACUCCACAGACUGACAUACGCUGGAUCUCUGAGAGUGGCAUCAUCGAUGUCUUUAUCAUGCUUGGACCCACACCAUCUGAUGUCUUCACACAGUAUGCCUCACUUACAGGCACCCAGGCCUUCCCUCCUCUGGCUGCACUGGCCUACCACCAGUGUCGCUGGAACUACAAUGACCAAGAUGAUGUGAAGGCAGUCGACCAGGGCUUUGACGAACAUGACAUCCCAUAUGACUUCAUUUGGCUGGACAUUGAGCACACAGAUGGCAAGCGCUACUUCACCUGGGACCCUCACAAGUUCCCACAGCCCAAAGAGAUGCUGCAGAACAUCAUGGACAAAAAACGCAAGAUGGUAGCCAUUGUAGACCCUCAUAUUAAAGUGGACAGCGGCUACAAGAUCCAUAAUGAGUUAACCGCUAAAAACCUGUACGUCAAAAAUAAAGAUGGCAGAGACUACGAGGGCUGGUGCUGGCCAGGGAACUCUGGUUAUCCAGACUUCACUACACCAGAGAUGAGAGCCUGGUGGGCCAGUAUGUUCGCAUUUGAUCAGUAUGAGGGUUCGAUGACGAAUCUUUAUACAUGGAACGAUAUGAAUGAGCCGUCCGUAUUCAAUGGCCCAGAGGUUACCAUGUAUAAAGACGCAGUACAUGGCAAGUGGGAACACAGAGACCUCCACAACCUCUACGGCUUGUAUGUGCAAAUGGCCACAAUGGAAGGUCUGAUCCAGAGGUCUGGGGGAACAGAGAGGCCAUUUGUUCUCACUAGAGCUUUCUUCGCUGGCUCACAGAGAUAUGGGGCUGUGUGGACCGGAGAUAAUGCAGCCGAGUGGGACCACCUGAAGAUCUCCAUCCCCAUGUGCCUGAGUCUUGGGCUGGUGGGCAUCUCAUUCUGUGGAGCUGAUGUUGGUGGCUUUUUUAAGACCCCCAGUACUGAGCUGCUGGUGCGUUGGUACCAGACUGGCGCCUACCAGCCGUUCUUCCGCGCACAUGCCCACCUGGACACCCCCCGCCGUGAGCCUUGGCUGUUUGGCCCCGAGAACACUGCUGUGAUCCGGGAUGUUAUUCGACAGCGCUAUGCCCUUCUGCCUUACUGGUACCAGCAGUUUUACCAUGCAUACAGGACCGGCCAGCCUGUCAUGAGGCCUCUGUGGGUUGAGUAUCCAAAUGAUGCAGCUUCUUUCACAAUUGAUGAUGAAUUUCUGAUUGGUCGAGAUUUGCUGGUUCACCCUGUCACUGAGGAAGGGUCACGAGGAGUCACAGCCUACCUGCCUGGAUCUGGGGAGGUUUGGUAUGAUGUCCACACAUUCCAGAAACACAGUGGUGCUCAGAAUCUCUACAUUCCAGUCACCAUGAGCUCUAUCCCGGUGUUCCAGCGUGGUGGCUCCAUCAUUCCUAGAAAGGCCAGAGUCCGUAGGUCAUCUGUGUGUAUGGAGAAUGACCCCUACACCUUGUAUGUGGCUCUCAGUCCACAGAGAGUUGCUGAAGGUGAGCUCUACAUAGAUGAUGGCCACACCUUUGAUUUCCAAACAAAGAAAGAAUUUGUUCAUCGCAGGCUAACCUUCUCCAACAAUUCCCUGACAUCCAAAAACUUAUGUUUGGAUUGCAAAUUCAACACUAAAUCUUGGAUUGAAAAGAUUUUCAUAUUGGGAACCACUAAGCCCAAAAAGGUUACACUUCAAAUGAAUGGCCAAAGCACUGUUGUGGAGUUUGAGUUUGAUGCCCCCAUGUCUGUGUUAACCCUGCGCAAGCCAGGAAUGAAUGCUGCAGCAGACUGGACCAUCCUUCUGCAGUAACACACUGGAGGAAACGGGACCCUGAGUGGAGGAUCUAAUCCAAGGACCAAGAUUGAGUGGUUUACUGAAACUGACCAAUAGAUACAAGACUACUCAGAAAAAUACAAUCAUGUUUGUUAUUAAAUCCUACACUGUGUACACAUGAGCGCGCACACACACACACGCGCACAUCUACACACAUACACAAUCAGGUAAAGGGGUGAAUUGUGAUUCAGAAAGAGGGUAUUUCAGAUUAUUUUGGGGACUGAAUAGGUGUGGAUUGGUAGAUUUUAAAUGUUCUAAGCCCAAUGUCAGAAAAACGAGUAACGUUUCAAACUAUUUUCCUGUAGUAAAUGAUCUAGUCAGCCUGUUCUCAUAUGCCUGUGAUGAAACGGAAUGGAGAGCAUGUUUGUGGCAUUUGACUCAUUCCAAUUAAUUUCGAUUCAGUUUAAAAAUAGUUUUUCUACUUUUCAUUGAUUUUAUAGUAGAUUAAGGGAUAACAGGGGGCAGCACCUUCAAGAUCUACAAACCUGGAAUGAUGUUUCAGGGAGUUAAAGUGUUUUCCAGUUUCUUUAAUGCUUUUGUUUAAAUUUUCUUUUUCUUAUUUUUUUGUACUUUGUUUUUCAAGCACUUAAAUACAUCUGAGGGUGAUUAGAUAUGUUUAACAAAAACAUUAACCCAAAGUUUACAAUUAAUGCAACAAAGGUUGCUAUGUAGUGAUUAUGUGAUGGUUACCAUUAUUGAGGAGAUGCUAAUAAUAUCUUUAGUUGCAUCAUGUGCACAUGUGAUUUUUUUUUUUUCUUUCCUUGUGAAUUCCUGCCAUGUCUGUUGAUAGAAAUAUUACAUUAAAAUAUCCCUAGAUUUGCUCUAGUGAGGACAACAAGCCUAUUUUUUCCCUUCACAAACUUAGUGUAAUAAAACCUUUCAGGAGACCUUCAAAAAUGUCUUUUUUGUCAUGAUAAAUCUUACAGGCUGUGAUUUAAUGACAUCUUGAUAUCACCUUGUUCGGGCAAGACAGUAAUAAUAAUUAAAAAAAAAAAUAAAGGUCUCUAAUUUGAA
Molecule: messenger RNA, 3973 nt
Organism: Tachysurus fulvidraco (yellow catfish)
Lineage: Eukaryota; Metazoa; Chordata; Actinopteri; Siluriformes; Bagridae
Gene: ganabb
Product: glucosidase II alpha subunit b
Exons: 24
Coding region: 122-2935 (937 amino acids)
Biological process (GO): N-glycan processing; carbohydrate metabolic process
Cellular component (GO): glucosidase II complex
Molecular function (GO): glucan 1,3-alpha-glucosidase activity; carbohydrate binding
Source: RefSeq, a predicted model, not a curated record